AAUUUGCCGCGUGUCGGCUCCAACGAUGAGACCAAGCCGCUGCUGUGGCACCACCCCACUCCAUCCUCAGGGCUGGUGGCUGGUUUGACGGUUUUCCUUUCCCCCAGUUUUCCCGCCCUCGCGCGGCUUCAAAAAAAUUGUGCCGGCCCCGCAGCCCCUGCACCAGGCCCGUCGUCUCCUCGGCUCUAUACAAACGGAACGGACGGACGGACACAUUGUCGCGGCGCAGACCUGGGAGAGGAGCAGGAGCGGCCAGUCAGCGGAGCGGAUAGGAGGCAGGAGGAGUCGCGCCGGAGAUGGACACGCCCGACCGCGCCGCCGCGCAGUCCGCGGCCACGCGCACCGAGGACUCGCCGGUGUUCAGCUUCCUCAACAACCUGUCGCCCAUCGAGCCUCUCAGGUCGUCGGCCUACAGCACCAACAGCCUCCAGGGGUUCCAGUCCAUCAACAUCACGUCCAUCUCCUCCAUCUUCACCUCCCCGCACGACAACGUGAGCAAGGAACCGAGGCUCCCAAAGAGCCCGCUUGGUGAAAUUUCUGACAAGGAGGUUCGUGCCGACGCCGCCGGUACGAACGAGCCACCCGAGCCUUCGAACGCGGCCAGGUUGUUUGCCUGCACUAGCACCGUGACUCGAGAAACGCGCACGGGUACAUGUACGGGCGUGGCUGGUCCUCCUCCCACCACCGGGGGGCCAUGUGAUCUGGCCCUGCCUCGUCAGUUCGACAAUAACGGCAGUCCAGACCACAACACGACGCCCUGCCACGGUGUCAGGUCAGACCUUAAACAGGACAAGGCUAGGAAGCUGCUACAAGCUGCACAGAACGCUAAAAAAAACGCGCUGGAGAAGAGGAAGUGCUUGUUUUCCACCGAAGUCCGGCUCCUGGACGGCGGCGGCGGCGGCGGCGGAGAGCCUGGGAGUGACAGUGAUGGAGUCUUGGGAUGCGAGUGGUCCGACUUAGUCUCCCCGACCUCAGCGAAGCUUUUGGCCUUCGACGCCACGAUGGACGAGCAUCACAGAGGAGUGCAUUUGGCGGCUCAGAACGCAGAGUCGUGUGGGUAUUUGCUGUCGAAACUUGCCGGAGACGGUGGCGUAUCGGACGGAGCAUAUCCUACUGCGUCUGCUCAGGUAUACUAUCAGGAACUUGUGAUGGGAGAAGAUCAGUCAGAGAACGCCGCUCCUCAAAUGGACGCUCAGGAAACCAUCUCAGCCGAAGAAACCCAGGAUAAUAUCUAUGAAGCGGAUGUGUGUGUUCCAUUAGAGUACAAGGUAGUGGAGAGCCAACAGCAGCGUGGCAUACGGAGACGCUGCCUGGUCUUCGAGGCAGCUGGUGGGUUUUCGAAUAGCGCUGUGAAAAGGGGGACUAUUGAAGAUCGCUCGGUCUCAACAUGUAGUAAGGGCAAAAGCCCUGCGGAAAGCCAGCCGCGUGGACUGCGAGGCAUCGGGCUUCAUCUGAAUGCGCUUGCGUUAACACCAAAGGGGAAAAUGGCCUGUCAGGAUCCUCCUCCUACGGCUUCUGCUCUCCUUCCAUCGUCAGCGUCUGAAAAGGAUGCGCGUGGCGAGCUGCUUUGUGCAGGAGAGAAUUUCGCACACUCGGGCGGUGAGCUGUUGGAGUUUCCCUUGGAUGGUUGUUCGGCUGGAGGAGGGUUUCCUGUAAAUGACCAUCAUGUCUCAGGUCAGAGCGUCAGCCCUCAAAAGAAGAGACGGAAAACGGAUAAUGGCGAUGAUGGUGAGGCAUGCAAGCGAUGCAGCUGUAAGAAGUCGAAGUGCCUGAAACUUUACUGCGAGUGUUUCGCUGCUGGUGUGUACUGCUCAGAACCUUGUUCGUGCCAAGGAUGUAUGAACAAGCCCAUACACGAGGAAACCGUCCUCUCCACUCGGAAGCAGAUAGAGUUUCGUAACCCGCUAGCGUUUGCUCCGAAAGUGAUCCGCAUGUCUGAUGCCGGUCUGGAAACAGGGGAAGAUCCUAACAACACUCCGGCUUCGGCUCGUCACAAGAGAGGAUGCAAUUGUAAGAAGUCAAGCUGUCUCAAGAAAUACUGUGAAUGCUACCAGGGAGGUGUUGGAUGCUCGAGCAACUGCAGAUGUGAGAGUUGCAAAAAUGCUUUUGGCAGAAGAGAUGCCGAGACUGAACUCCCUGAAGAAAUGAAACAAGAAGAAAGUGACCAGACAGAAAAUCCUCAACAAGAAAAGGAGAACGAUCAACAAAAAGCAAAUGUACAGGGCGAGGAUCACCCGCUCCUGGACCUUGUCCCAAUAACACCGCCUUUUGAUUUUUGCAGUUCUCUGCUCAAACUGCCAAAUUUCUCAAGCGCAAAACCGCCGAGACCGACCAAGGCUCGCAGCGUGACCUCCCGCUCGUCUGCUUCGAAAGCCACUGCAGCAGUACAGCCUUGUAGAUCAUCCAAGCUUGCUGCUAGUGCUAGUGCUAGUGGUAUCGAUGAGGAGACGCCAGAUAUCCUGCACGAACCUGACUCUCUCAGUAACUGUGUCAAGACUACUACUUCACCGAACGGAAAACGGGUCUCGCCGCCACAUAACGCGCUCGGCAGCUCCCCGAACCGAAAAGGUGGCAGGAAGUUGAUACUCAAGUCAAUUCCCUUGUUCCCGUCACUCACGGGAGACACAAACAGCGGCUCUGCAAUGAACAGCACUGAUAGCGCAUUCUGCGCGUCACCUCUCACUUUAGGACCAUCUUAAAGCUGUGAAGUUGGUGGCCAUGGGACCGGAGUACGACUUGUAGUCCGAACACGUGUGCCUCGUAUCCUACGGCAAGGCUCGAGGUACUGUAGACUGUAGUAAGUUAGGCUUUUUAAAGUUGUAGUAAUCUGUAUUUGUAAAAUAUGUAGACUCAAUAAUCUGUAUGUAAGAUGCUGCGAUGGGUGAAGCUGUUUAUCUUUAUCAAAUUGUAGCAACAUUACAGAUCACCUCUUGAGUAGGUUUCACAGUUCCACCCCCUGUCUUUCUUUUUUUUUUUUUGGAAAGGAAUCCGGUCCAUGUUUUCCAUUGCAA
Zea mays is the source of this 3011-nucleotide messenger RNA. Its product is annotated as protein tesmin/TSO1-like CXC 3. NCBI's taxonomy places the organism in Eukaryota, Viridiplantae, Streptophyta, Magnoliopsida, Poales, Poaceae. The transcript is spliced from 11 exons. Gene Ontology annotation, molecular function: DNA-binding transcription factor activity. The record is from RefSeq and is a predicted model, not a curated record. The coding region runs from base 297 to 2699 and encodes 800 amino acids.